CAAAAAAAAAAAAAAAAUGCUGUCUGGACAAUUAGAGAAGAAGGGUUUUUUCAUAGCUACACUUAUAAUAUUUUGGUAUUCCUCAAAUAUUGGAGUCCUUCUUUUGAACAAAUUAUUGCUGUCAAAUUAUGGAUUUAGAUUCCCAAUUUUUCUUACAAUGUGUCAUAUGACAGCUUGUGCUGUUCUUAGCUAUGUUUCUAUUGUUUUCUUAAAGAUUGCACCUUUUCAGAGGAUUAAAUCAAGGUCUCAAUUUUUGAGGAUCUCUACACUUAGUGUUGUCUUUUGUGGUUCUGUUGUUGGUGGAAACAUUUCUUUAAGGUACUUGCCUGUGUCGUUUAAUCAGGCUGUGGGUGCAACAACACCCUUUUUUACUGCAUUGUUUGCUUAUUUGAUGACAAGGAAGCAAGAAGCUUGGGCUACUUAUGGUUGCCUUGUUCCUGUUGUAACUGGGGUUAUUAUUGCAAGUGGGGGUGAGCCAAGCUUCCACCUUUAUGGAUUUAUCAUGUGUAUUGGUGCAACUGCUGCUAGAGCCUUCAAAUCUGUUCUUCAAGGAGUUCUUCUUUCUUCUGAAGGGGAAAAACUGAACUCCAUGAAUCUCCUGCUCUACAUGUCACCAAUUGCUGUUGUAGUAUUAUUGCCUGCUGCACUCGUUAUGGAGCCUAAUGUUAUCGAAGUCACUGCAACAAUCGCGACUGAACACAGAUACCUUGGCCUGCUUAUUUUGAUUAAUUCUGCAAUGGCCUAUGGUGCCAAUUUAUUGAACUUUUUGGUGACUAAGCAUACCAGUGCAUUGACACUCCAGGUCCUAGGCAAUGCAAAAGGUGCAGUGGCUGUUGUUAUCUCCAUACUAAUUUUCCAAAAUCCAGUAACUUUCAUCGGAAUCGCGGGCUACACGAUGACUGUGAUGGGAGUUGUUGCUUAUGGAGAAUCCAAAAGAAGGCACAAAUAAGUUUGACAUCAAAACCCUUUUUUUCUUGUUUUCAUAAAGUACCAUACACUUGUGUUUCUUCAAAAGGUGUUAGAUGUGUUGUGGUAGAGUUAGGAAGAUAUAGAUUCCAUUGCAAUUUUGUAGCCCAUAGACAGAUGAAAUGGUUAAAAGGGGUUGAUUUCUUUUACCAAUUCUUCUGUU
Solanum tuberosum (potato) is the source of this 1129-nucleotide messenger RNA. Its product is annotated as probable sugar phosphate/phosphate translocator At5g04160. The record is from RefSeq and is a predicted model, not a curated record. The transcript is spliced from 4 exons. The coding region runs from base 17 to 949 and encodes 310 amino acids. Lineage: Eukaryota; Viridiplantae; Streptophyta; Magnoliopsida; Solanales; Solanaceae.